UGUAGACAAUAUUAUUUCCACUUGAUAAGAUCAAAAUAAUGUAAUAAGUUAACAAUGCAUUUCCAGAAAUAUAUAAUUAGGAUAAUAGAUACAAAUUUAUAAAAACUGUGAGAAAUUUUUUAUAAUAAAAUGAAGAAAUUGAACUUUCUACAUUAUUAUAUAGAGGAUAUAUAUGUUAAUUAGCAAAAUUAUAUGUAAAAGAAUUUGGAGCUUUUUAUUUUUCUCAAAAAUUAUUGAAUAAAAACAACCAUUUUGAUAUAAAAGCAGAUCCAGUUAAACACUCUUUUUAUAACUUUUAUUAUUCAUUUGCUAUUGGAUCUUUUGUAGAAAUAUUUGCGUUUCCUUUAGAAAAAGCUAAAACAAUAAUGAUAAUGGAUUCAGAUCCAGAUUAUGAAAAAUAAAAAUAUAGAUCACCUAUUACUCCUUUCAUAUAACAAGCAGAAAAUAAUAAAUAUGGAUAAUUUACAGGAUUUGGAAUUUCAAUGUUAGGAGCGGCUAUUUAUAGAGGCAUUUAAAUCGGAUUAUAUGAAACUUUAAUGAAUUUGGGUUUAAAAGAUUAUGGAUGGUAUUUAUAGUUACCUACAAGUGUUUUAGCGACAAUUAUAGGAUAAAAAGUAGCUUAUCCUUUUGAUACUUUAAGACGAAAGUUGUUUUUACAAGGAACUGAUUUCGAAGUAGAAAAAAUCUUUAAUGAUUGGAUGGGAAUGAUGGAAAAUAAAAAUAACAUAUAUAAUUGA
Molecule: messenger RNA, 737 nt
Organism: Ichthyophthirius multifiliis
Lineage: Eukaryota; Ciliophora; Oligohymenophorea; Hymenostomatida
Exons: 4
Biological process (GO): transmembrane transport
Source: RefSeq, a predicted model, not a curated record